GACCGAGGCUCUCACACAUCUAUAUAUAGCUCUCACAUUGAUCAUUUCUUUCACUCACUACAAACUAAGCACUCUUCGUUCUUCAAGCAUCAUCUCUUCUCUCAACUUUCCGUUCAAUUUUUACUACCCUUUGCUCCAGAAAUGGCCGGCGUUGAGGUUGCACCAGCAGCAACAUUUCAAGAGACUGAGACAAAGCCAGUCGAAGUGACCAAGACCGAAGAGCCAGUAGCUGCACCACCUGCCCCCGAGACUGAAACCACCGAAGAACCAAAGGAAACAACACCACCAGCAGCAGCAGAAGCAGAGGCACCAGCUGCUCCCGAACCCGAAGCAGAAGCAGAAGCUCCAGUUGCACCGGUUGAAGUUGAGACCAAGGAGGUGGCAAUAGAGGAAGUUAAGGCUGAGGCCAAGGAGGUAGCAGCAGAACCAGAAGCAGAGAAACCAGUGGAAGAAGAGGCUCAAGAGGUUAAAGCCGAAGAGCCUGCUGCUGCUGUUGCUGAGGAGAACACUGAAGCUGCUGAGGAACCAGUGGCGGCUCCGGUAGUCGAUGAGAAAGCAGAGAAACCAGUUGAAGCACCAAAGGAGGCUGCUGAGGUUACCACAGCAGAAGUUCCAGUUGAGAAGGCUGAGUAGAACGAUCACAACUUUGUGGUUUCUAGUCAAAGUUGGUCAGCAAUUUUAGUUACAUAUCUAUUUUAUUCUCAGUUUAUUAUCAUUAUGAUAAGGGUAAGGCUUUAAGCCAGAGUAAUGGGGAAUGGCAUUUGGGAUCUAAAGGCUUUAAAUUACUGUAAACAGAAUGAUAUGGUGAGCUGAGAGUGGGAGUCUAGUGAAUUGGUAAUUGGUAUGGUGUGAUGAGUUGUGAUUUCUGUUAGUUUCGAAUAAUAUUAUUAUUGGUUUUAUAUUCA
Molecule: messenger RNA, 905 nt
Organism: Rosa chinensis
Lineage: Eukaryota; Viridiplantae; Streptophyta; Magnoliopsida; Rosales; Rosaceae
Product: fruit protein pKIWI501
Exons: 2
Coding region: 142-633 (163 amino acids)
Source: RefSeq, a predicted model, not a curated record